UGUUGGGUGGAUCGGAUGUGGGACCUGGCAGCCUCUUUGGGGCCUGGAGAAGCGUGUGUGGGGGAGCCGCAGACACCACAUGUCAAGUUUUUUCAGGUGCCGUGUCCAUUUGUUCCUCAUAGCCCACUGACAGGAAAAUCCAAGAAGAGGAAGGAUUUACGGAUAUCCUGUGUGUACAAGCCACCUGCGCCCAACCCCACACCCCCCCGGAACCUGGACUCCCGGACUUUCAUCACCAUUGGAGACCGAAACUUUGAGGUGGAGGCUGAUGACCUGGUGACCAUCUCAGAGCUAGGCCGUGGAGCUUAUGGGGUGGUGGAGAAGGUGCGGCAUGCCCAGAGUGGCACCAUCAUGGCUGUGAAGCGUAUCCGGGCCACCGUGAACUCCCAGGAGCAGAAGCGGCUGCUCAUGGACCUGGACAUCAACAUGCGCACAGUCGACUGCUUCUACACUGUCACCUUCUAUGGCGCCCUCUUUAGAGAGGGAGAUGUAUGGAUCUGCAUGGAGCUCAUGGACACAUCCCUGGACAAGUUCUACCGGAAAGUGCUGGAGAAAAACAUGACAAUUCCAGAGGACAUCCUGGGGGAGAUUGCUGUGUCUAUCGUGCGGGCCCUGGAGCACCUGCACAGCAAGCUGUCCGUGAUCCACAGAGACGUGAAGCCGUCCAACGUGCUGAUCAACAGGGAGGGCCACGUGAAGAUGUGCGACUUCGGCAUCAGCGGCUACCUGGUGGACUCUGUGGCGAAGACGAUGGAUGCUGGCUGCAAGCCCUACAUGGCUCCGGAGAGAAUCAACCCUGAGCUGAACCAGAAGGGCUACAACGUCAAGUCCGACGUCUGGAGUCUCGGCAUCACCAUGAUUGAGAUGGCCAUUCUGCGAUUCCCAUAUGAGUCCUGGGGGACCCCGUUCCAGCAGCUGAAGCAGGUGGUGGAGGAGCCAUCCCCUCAGCUCCCAGUGGAUCGUUUCUCCCCGGAGUUUGUGGACUUCACUGCCCAGUGCCUGAGGAAGAACCCUGCGGAGCGCAUGAGUUACCUGGAGCUGAUGGAGCACCCUUUCUUUACUUUGCACAAAACCAAGAAGACGGACAUUGCUGCCUUUGUGAAGGAGAUCCUGGGAGAGGACUCAUAGGGGGCUGGCCUGGGACCCCACUCUGGCCCUCCAGAACCCCAAAGCUCCCUCUGCUGGGGCAGUACAUGCCCACAGUCAUAAGCUACUGCCACCCUGGCCCUGGGUGUUCUGGGAGGAGUUGAGGGGCUGCUCCCACUCGGCUCUGCAACCAGCCGUUUGCCCCAAGUGCCAAAGAACCAGACCUCUGGGGCUCCCAGCUGGGCCCGUGUGCGACUCCUUAGUGCCUCUGCCCUGCUGCUCCGAGGACCCUGCAUCUCCACCCCAGACCCUGGACUUGGAGAGGCCUGGAUGUGCCUGCUGGGUGCUGCUUCCUGUUGCAGAGAAGGCAGCCCGUGCCCCCGUGGUCAAGGUCACGGCCUCCGCCCAGCCCUGGAUGACACCACGUUGUAUAUUUUUAUAUCUCAACUCAAUGGACUUUGCACACUCCGGCCCAGGGCGGAGGACACAGUAAGGGGAGGAGCCAUGUGAAUCCCUGAAAGACUCCCACAAGGGAGAUGCCUUGAGCCUCCGAGGCCUUCACCCCAGCAGGGCCUCCAAGGGGUGCACCAGUCACCUGGUCCCCACCUGCCACCUCUAAGGGUGUCUGCUCACCUGUUCUUUUUUUUUUUUUUUAAUUUAUCCUCUGUUGACUUUUGCUUUGUGGGGUUAGCUGUUUUUUUCUUGCAUGGUUUGGAGCUGCUCACUCUUCUACCACUUCCUGGGGCACCAGCAGGGGGAGACCUGUCUCUGCCCAGACUGGGUUCUAGAGGUGGGCCUAAGGUCUCUGCUCGGAGUGUGCCUGGAAGCUGUUCCCCACUCUCCUUGAGAGUGACCAGCUCCACUGGGAAUGUGGGUUUGCUUUGGUGUUGUUUAAAAAAAAAAAAGAAAAAACUUUUUUUUUUUCAGAAAGACCUGCCCAUCUCGCUCCUUUCCCCAGUGGGGCAGGUACCUUGUUGCUGUUUUAAUAAAAAAAAAAAAAAAGUGGGACAAA
Molecule: messenger RNA, 2098 nt
Organism: Chinchilla lanigera (long-tailed chinchilla)
Lineage: Eukaryota; Metazoa; Chordata; Mammalia; Rodentia; Chinchillidae
Gene: Map2k3
Product: mitogen-activated protein kinase kinase 3
Exons: 12
Coding region: 16-1128 (370 amino acids)
Biological process (GO): protein phosphorylation; MAPK cascade
Molecular function (GO): ATP binding; MAP kinase kinase activity
Source: RefSeq, a predicted model, not a curated record